AUGACAGUCGAGCGUUGGCUAAGGCUCCGGGCAAAGGGUCUGGCCAUGCUGCACGUGACCCGGGGGGUCUGGGGGUCCAGGGUCCGAGUACGGCCCCUGUUGCCCGCGCUCCUCGGGUCCCCCCGGGCCCUGUCAUCGCUGGCGGCCAAGAUGGGGGAGUACCGCAAGAUGUGGAACCCCACGGAGCCCCGUGACUGGGCCCAGCAGUACCGCGAGCGUUUUAUCCCGUUCUCCAAAGAGCAGCUGCUCCGCCUCCUGAUACAGGAAUUUCACUCCAGUCCAGUGGAGAAGGUGGCUUUGGAGGAGUUUUCAGCUCAUGUGGACUUCUGCACCCUGUUCCACUACCACCAUGUCCUGGCCCAGCUGCAGGCCUUGUAUGACCCCAUCAACCCUGACAGGGAGACCCUCGACCAGCCAUCACUAACGGACCCCCAGCGUUUGUCCAAUGAGCAGGAGGUGCUUCAGGCUCUGAAGCCCCUACUGGCCCAGGCCAACUUCUCCCCGCUCUCCGAGGACACCCUGGCCUAUGCGCUAGUGGUCCACCACCCUCAGGAUGAGGUCCAGGUGACAAUAAAUUUGGAUCAGUAUAUCUACAUGCAGUUCUGGGCCUUGGGCCAGCGAGUCGGGCAGAUGCCCCGAAAGUCCAGCGUGGGCUCCAAGCGUGGCUUCUUCGCCAAGUCGCCCCCGGCAGAGAGGAGAUACUUUAAGCGGGUGGUGCUGGCAGCCCGGACGAAACGAGGGCACCUGGUGCUGAAGAGCUUCAAGGACACGCCACUGGAGGGCCUCGAGCAGCUGCUGCCCGAGCUGAAGGUGCGCACGCCCACCCUGCAGCGUGCCCUGCUCAACCUCACUCUGGUUGUCUCGGGCAUGGUGUUCUUCGUCAACGUGGGCAUGGUGGUGCUCUCAGACCUCAAGGUGGCCACCUCCCUGUUGCUGCUGCUCUUUGCCAUCUUCAUGGGCAUGCGGGCCUCCAAGAUGUUCGGGCAGCGGCGCAGCGUGCAGGCGCUGGAGCUGGCGCACAUGCUUUACUAUCGCAGCACAUCCAAUAACUCGGAACUGCUCAGCGCCCUGGCCCUACGCGCGCAGGAGGAGCACACCAAGGAGGCAUUGCUGGCUCACAGCUUCCUGGCCCGGCGGCCGGGGGAUGUGCACGGCCCACGUGAAGCAGAAACCUCUAGGUGGCUCCAGUCGGAGGUGGAGAACUGGCUCCUGGCCAAGUCAGGCUGUGAUGUGACCUUCAACGGAACUCGGGCCCUGGCCCACCUACAAGCCUUGACCCCCAGCGUGGGGCUAUACCCACCCUCGGGUUUCCCCAAACUAGAGCCUUUGGCUACAGUCACUUCCGAGUACUCCCAUGUAGCACCCAGCAGUAACAACCCCAGAACAAAAUCUUCCUGUCCAACCCCACCCAGCCACCUGGCUAGGAACUAAGCUCUGCCUCCUCCAUGAGAAGCUGUCAGUCACGGCUACUAUACUUUGUCACUCUCCAACUUCCAAUUACUGACAGGCAAUUAUUUUGCUACACUGCAGCCAGUCAAAGCAGCGAGCAGUUGCUAGGAACGCCCCAUUCUGAUGAGCAGCAAAUCAAAGCUAUUUAGCGUUGCUUCUAUUCCAUUUCUUAAUCCCACCCCCCGCCAAAAACAUUCAAAGUGGUUUGGCUGAGGCGGUGGGGGUGUCAGCCAACCACAGCUGCUCAGCUCUGGCUUUUUAAAACCACCAGACAGAGUUGUGCCCUCCCAAGGCUAUAUGUCACUGUCUUUUUAGCCUGCUCCCAGCAAACCGCCCAUCAUGUGCACCGAGGCAGAGCUGCAGCCAGCAGUCCAUGAGUGCCGUUUAGACCUGCCCCUUGGCAAACAGCCAGUGACAGCUGCUUGGCACCAUCAACCUUGGGCAGCCAGUUGUUGCAGAGAAGCAACUAAUCAUAAUUUCUAAAGAAAACCUGACCUAUCAAUUGCUGUUGCUUAUAUAUGGUGGGCCAUCUGGUCAACUGCUGAUCAGGGUGUCCAGGCUGGAGGGGUUGAGAACCUCGUACCAGGCAGAAAGCUGUGGGCCUGGAGGAACCAGAGACCACCCUCAGCCCUAGACUUGCUCCCACUCAGGCUGCCAACAAACUCAGGUGCCUUCCCUACCCAGGUCCCUCACCCUUUCUACAGAAACUACCUCGGUCUGGAUCUCCCCACCACCAGCAGCCUGUGCGAUAUUUAUUGGCCUGUCAAUUUCUCCCGUGUCCCCUCUCCCAAAGGAGUAAAUCAUGUUUAAUAAAUCUGGAUGAAUGGGA
Messenger RNA from Galeopterus variegatus (Sunda flying lemur), 2278 nucleotides. It is a transcript of the gene TMEM143, whose product is annotated as transmembrane protein 143. The record is from RefSeq and is a predicted model, not a curated record. The transcript has 8 exons. Gene Ontology annotation, cellular component: mitochondrion. Lineage: Eukaryota; Metazoa; Chordata; Mammalia; Dermoptera; Cynocephalidae. The coding region runs from base 1 to 1431 and encodes 476 amino acids.